Sabethes cyaneus is the source of this 2195-nucleotide messenger RNA. Its product is annotated as putative phosphatidate phosphatase. Gene Ontology annotation, molecular function: phosphatidate phosphatase activity. Lineage: Eukaryota; Metazoa; Arthropoda; Insecta; Diptera; Culicidae. The record is from RefSeq and is a predicted model, not a curated record. Bases 113 to 1030 code for a protein of 305 amino acids. The transcript has 6 exons. Gene Ontology annotation, biological process: phospholipid metabolic process; phospholipid dephosphorylation; signal transduction.
CGUAGAGUUUUUGACGACGACUAACUGUCGUCUGAAGUUACUCAAAUUGAACGCGGUAUCCUUUCGUAGGUGUCGUAGAAUAAAAAAGUGAGGUGGUUGUGUACAUUUUAAUAUGGCAGAUACAUUCGGUAGAUUCGGUAACAUGAGGCCGAAACUAACGUGGAUAAAUCUAUUUGAUGUUGUUGCCGCUAUAAUAGUUGCCGUUUUCGUUACAAUCAGUGAGCUUGGCUGGCUACCUCAGCUCGUGAAAAGAGGCUACUACUGUGAUGAUCGAUCGAUCCAGAGACCAUACACUGGCGAUACCAUAACAGCAUGGAUGAUCGUCAUAAGUGGAUUUGUGCCAUUUUUCCUGAUCUGGUUGGCGGAGCUACUGUUUUACUUUCCCACCAUGACCGAAACCUCCACUGCGGAUGCUCCAAAUACAAAGUAUAAGGGUUCAUUUUACCAAGCAGUUUACUGGUUUUGCAAAUACUUUAGAGGUUUAAUUAUCAAACUUCUGAUUGUUGAUUUUUUGAAGAUUUUUGCCGGAGAACAUAGACCCCACUUCAUCGACACUUGUAGACCUGACGCUGUUUGCACAGGAAAUGAAUUCAUCUCAACAUAUACGUGCACCAACACCGAUGACUCACUGUAUUUUAUUCGGGAUGCAAGCAAAUCCUUUCCAUCAGGCCACUCCUCAAUAAGUGUAUACGAAGCAGUCUUCAUGGUCUGGUACUUGCACAGACGUGUCCCAAAGCUGCGAUCACUCAUGGCCCUACCUCUGGCCCAGUUCACCAUUGCCUUGUGGGGAAUGUUCUGUCCUUUAUCUAGGAUAUUGGACAAUCGUCAUCAUUGGUGGGAUGUGCUGGCGGGAGCGAUAAUCGGAUUUGUAGCAGCUGGAAUUACGUGUCUCAUCGAUUGCCGCAAUUUCAAUAAAGCCAGACCAGCAGCUCGUCGGGCAGCCUACAGAGACCACACUAAUCUCAUAUCAUCAAACAACACACCAUGUAAAGAAGAUGCCAACCUAAGCAGUAUCGUCAAUUGUUCCUAGCAAUUUAUGUUGCGUCACUUGUUUUAUUUUACGACAAAAACAUUCUAGUGUUUAAAAUUUUGACCGCGUCAUAUAGUGGCAAGACCGUCCCAUAGCAAAAAAAACAUCGAUCCAAGAAAGCCAUUUUAUGUUUUUUUUAUCCCGUUACUAGUAAUUGGACAAAAUGUUUAAGUUUUUAAGAACAACGUUGUUGAGUUGAUCCUGUUUUAUGAAAGUAUAUGUGAUUGGCUAUCAUUUCGAGCAAAAAGCUUGGCUUUGACAUAUGGGGUCAACCUUUGACGAGUGACAGGGGAUAUUCUGUUCAAACAACGAACAUUGUAAACGAAUUAUGUAUUCCAUUUUAACUAAUAAGUAGCCACAAUUAAAACGGAUAUUUUGCACUGUGGUAUCAACUUGAAAUAACAAAUGUGAUAAUAGAAUGUAAAAGUAACAUUCGAAACAACAAGAUUUCCGUGCAUGUACCUAGUAAAUUAACAAAAUAGUACAAUAGAAUCGAGAGGUGACAAUUCCCACUUUUUUUACUAAAAUAAACAUUAGAAUCAUGAAUGGCAUAACACGAAAGCGUAAAUUGUGUAAUAUAAAACCGACCGUUAUUACUCAAUUUCCGUUUGCGGAGGAGAUGCACACUGCACGAGUGCAUCCAGCAGUCACAACACGCUCGUGGUCGAUAUGGAUACAUAUUACCUGUUCUGUAUAGGCUAGGUGGCUGCAGCUUGCUUCCAGUUAUGCAAUACAUAAUCGCAAAGCACGGUACUCUAUGCCGGUGUCUUUGACAAAACAGUCAAUGGCCAAAGAAUCAGUAAAAAUAAACUAGCGGGUUGUGUAUUCCAGUAUUGGUCAUUAAUUUUUAUUCGUUUGUGAACCUCUUGGGCAAUUGCUGCUUCAAUAAUUGGAUUGCGCUUAUAAGUGGUUGAAUAAAAUGUAUUACGACAGUAUCGUUUCCAAAUUAUAAAUUGAACAUAGUAGUUGUAUUAGGAUCAUUUAAGAUUUAGAACAUCACAUAAGAAAGUACAUCAUACAGGAAUUAACGUUAGUUGCAUGUUGCAUAUAGUCAUGACUCAUUAAAGUUGCGAUUGUUGCUUUGCACAACCCCUUCUUUAAAAACAAUACCAUACAAAUAGGUUAUUUCUCGAAAAAAAAAUACAGCUGAUGAUUAUAGAAUUAA